AUGAAUAUAGCGGCGAGGAUACUCUUUCCCAAUGAAAAAAGACUCUUCAAUCGUGUCUUUAGCCGCUCCAUUCCCAAUGGGGAGUUUAAUUUCAGGGAACUUUGCACGGAAUUGGCUACUAGUCUGCUGAAAUCUGCCCGUGCCUUGGCAACUUGGAGCCAUUUCAUGCGCAACACAUUGCAGGAGUUGAUACAAGAGUUUGAAUCAUUUACAACACUCUUAAAUAUUGUAGUGCUCUUGAUAAGGCAGAGAUUGUGCAUUUAUGAAGCUUCGGAAAAUGUAUCACUCAUUCCUGGUGGCGGGAUUCAUCCUAUUACCCUUGAAGGGAUGUACUAUACUUAUUCGGUUUACAGAAAUAGGGAAAUUAGGAAACUUAGCCAAGAUUUAAAGGAGGGAAAGAUUCCAUCAUCUGUGUACAUAGACAAAGUGAGAAUUCUGUUAAAGAGUAGUUUGGACGAUAAGUCCAAAAAUGGUAAUAAGCUUGAAGUGAUAUACUACAUUAAAUCUCUACACCAAAGUAGGGAGAAUAAACUUAGACUAGGUUUAGAUGAAAUGAUUUCACCUGUGUGUAAUUACAAGAUGAUAGAGCUUGUAGAGAGCAGUUUAGAAGCCAACUCGAAAAAUUACAAAAACCCUUCUUUGCGUAAUGUUUUCAUCAUGAACAACCGGCGAUUCAUUGAAGUAGAGACAAAACUGAAUGGACUGGGACUUUCUUUUGGAGAUGACUGGCUCCACAAAAACACAACAAAGCUCCAAGAAAACCUUGAGCUCUAUCUAAGAAGCUCAUGGAAUAAGAUUCUGGACCUUUUGAAGGUAGACAUGAAUCAACCAGAGUCUAGUGUUGUAGCCGAGUUGAUGAAAGACAACCUUUAUUGGUUCAACGAACACUUUGAUGAGACAUGCAACAUUCAGUCUGCAUGGUCUGUCUGUGAUGAGGAGCUAAGGAGGGAACAAGUAAUAAAAUCCAUAGAAAACAUGCUGUUGCCAGCUUAUGGAAGUUUCCUUGGCACAUUUGAGCAACUUGUUGGGAAGCAUGCUUAUAAGUACAUUAGGUAUGGAAUGUUUGAGGUUCAAGAUCGACUCAACAAAUUGUUUCUUUUAAGGGAGUAG
Molecule: messenger RNA, 1110 nt
Organism: Vigna angularis (adzuki bean)
Lineage: Eukaryota; Viridiplantae; Streptophyta; Magnoliopsida; Fabales; Fabaceae
Product: exocyst complex component EXO70B1
Exons: 1
Coding region: 1-1110 (369 amino acids)
Biological process (GO): exocytosis
Cellular component (GO): exocyst
Molecular function (GO): phosphatidylinositol-4,5-bisphosphate binding
Source: RefSeq, a predicted model, not a curated record